AGGGACAUUAAAGCUUAACUUCAAAAUCUGACCCAGAGAAAGAAGACAUAAGGCUGAACCAAAAACAAAGAACUUGGCUCAGCUAGUGAAGGAAAGACUGAACAAAGAAGAAGAAAGCAACAAAGAUAACUUUGGAAGCCCUGAAUGCAGCAAAAUAAGAACAAUGGAUCUCAAGUUCAACAACUCCCGGAAAUUUAUCUCUAUCAGUGUGCCAUCCAAAACCCAAACAAUGUCACCACACAUCAAGUCAAUUGAUGACAUUGUAGUACUUGGCAUAAAUCUCAGCAAAUUUAACAAACUUACUCAAUUUUUCAUAUGUGUUGCUGGAGUUUUUUUAUUUUACCUAAUUUAUGGAUAUUUACAGGAAUUAAUAUUUUCAAUGGAAGGUUUUAAGCCCUAUGGCUGGUACCUUACUUUAGUGCAGUUUGCAUUUUACUCCAUAUUUGGCCUAAUAGAACUUCAAUUUAUUCAGGACAAAAGGAGAAGAAUACCAGGAAAAACCUACAUGAUAAUAGCUUUUCUCACUGUGGGUACUAUGGGGCUAUCAAACACUUCCUUGGGCUACCUGAAUUACCCUACCCAAGUCAUCUUCAAGUGCUGCAAACUGAUUCCUGUUAUGAUAGGAGGAGUUUUUAUCCAAGGAAAGCGGUACAAUAUUGUAGACGUGACUGCUGCAGUAUGUAUGAGCCUUGGCCUCAUCUGGUUUACUCUUGCUGACAGCACAGUUACACCAAACUUCAACCUGACAGGUGUGAUGCUUAUUUCCCUGGCACUGUGUGCAGAUGCCGUCAUUGGAAAUGUACAAGAGAAAGCUAUGAAACUGCAUAACGCUUCUAAUUCUGAAAUGGUUUUGUACUCAUAUUCAAUCGGUUUUGUGUACAUUUUAUUGGGAUUAACAUGCACUAGUGGAUUAGGCCCUGCAGUGACAUUUUGUUCAAAGAAUCCAAUUUGGACCUACGGUUACGCAUUCCUUUUUUCCCUUACUGGGUACUUUGGAAUCUCUUUUGUCUUGGCAUUGAUUAAAAUUUUUGGUGCACUUCUUGCUGUAACAGUGACAACAGGAAGAAAAGCAAUGACCAUUGUACUUUCAUUUAUGUUCUUUGCUAAACCUUUCACAUUUCAGUAUGUGUGGGCUGGCUUGUUAGUUGUCCUUGGCAUAUUUCUCAAUGUGUAUAGCAAGAAUGUGGAUAAAAUAAGACUCCCGUCACUAUAUGAUCUGAUACACAAGGCAGCAGAGUCGAGAAAGGCAAGGACGUUGGCACAAACUGUAUAAGCACUGAUUUGUCUUGUUUAAAAAAAUAAUAAAUUUUAAGGGAAAAAUCAUUACUUGAUUAACUUUUCAAAAGAGUGUGAUUCAAACCAAAGAACCCGAAGGUGUGCUAUCCAUUUGUGGACAGAUCACAUGUGGAGUGGUUUGUGGCGUCAGCCUUUCUUCAGAGCACUUGUUUUACUCUUUGACUUCGAAAGCACUUGAGAGCUGCGUGUGGCACAGCUUACAGUAAGCGUCAGUGUGAGGGGCUGUCCUAGCAGCUUCCUGAGAAUCUCACUGACAGUGAACCAUGUUGCAAGAUAGGUGGGUGUCAGUAUGACGUAUCGAAGACAUUGAUAUGUAGCAGCACAUUGUUUUGUCUUCGUUCUGUUUUGGUGGUGUUAUUUAAAUUGAUUCUCUGUUAUAAGAGUAACUUGAUGAUUUAAGUCUGGAGAGAAUAAUAUUCAUUACAAAUAAAAUUAUAC
Fukomys damarensis (Damara mole-rat) is the source of this 1734-nucleotide messenger RNA. It is a transcript of the gene Slc35b3, whose product is annotated as solute carrier family 35 member B3. The transcript has 10 exons. The record is from RefSeq and is a predicted model, not a curated record. Lineage: Eukaryota; Metazoa; Chordata; Mammalia; Rodentia; Bathyergidae. Gene Ontology annotation, biological process: transmembrane transport. Gene Ontology annotation, molecular function: 3'-phosphoadenosine 5'-phosphosulfate transmembrane transporter activity. Bases 164 to 1273 code for a protein of 369 amino acids. Gene Ontology annotation, cellular component: Golgi membrane; endoplasmic reticulum membrane.